CAUUACUUUUUGUCAAUCUGCUUGUAGAUUGGUAUCAUGGUAUUGUGAAAAAAGGGUUUCUUGGACUACUUUUGAGUAGUGUGACUGGUCUGAGAAUGCGAUGAUUUCUUUUUUCUGUUUGGUUACACUUCAAUUAUUUUAUGGCACACAAGGGAUAAGGACACCUCUGGUUUUUUUGUUGUCUAGGGGACAUGACCUCUCCUGUGGGACCCCUUGGGAGAGUGAUCCCACAAGUGUACCACCACCAUGUUAGCACGGAUAUCUUAGCUACGUAUGUGGUGUCAGAUCAGAGAACAAGCGACGCCUUCAUGGCGAAAAUGGGCAAGGGCACAUCGGUAAUUGUGAAAAGUUAUUCAGAGCAGGUUUAUCCACACAUCCUGCAAAACCUGACCCCUACUGGAGAGAAGGCUGUGGCAGAAAUCCACCCAUGGAUACUGAACCUAUUGAUUGACUGGUGCAGUUUUGAUUCAGUCAUCUGCAGUCAUCCUCUUUCUGAGGAAGGGCCCAUGGCAGAUACUGAAAGGAAUUCGGCAGUUCUGGUAGCCACAGAGCCAUCGUGCAGCAGCCAGACUGUACAGUCAGCAGGAGACGGUUAGUAAUGCUAUUUGUUUGAAAGUUUUAUCAUAUGAUAUUAGUAAUGCAUAUAGUCUGCCAAACUCCACAACCAGACCAGUAGUAUCAAAUAAGAUAUUUUUGUACAAACAAUACACAAAUGGCAGUCUGCUCCAGUGAAAGUUGUUAAGUUGGAAGGUUUAUUCUUAUUUUGAAUGUGUUCACUUAUUGGAGAAUGCGAUGCUUUGUGGUUUCUCUCUAUUUGUUACAGGUGACAACAUUCAU
This is a messenger RNA of Haliotis rubra (blacklip abalone), 837 nucleotides long. RefSeq lists its product as uncharacterized. Lineage: Eukaryota; Metazoa; Mollusca; Gastropoda; Lepetellida; Haliotidae. The transcript is spliced from 2 exons. The coding region runs from base 192 to 596 and encodes 134 amino acids. The record is from RefSeq and is a predicted model, not a curated record.